CAUCUUUGCAAUGAUCAUAUUGGCAGGAAAUCUACAAACAACCUUUGUCUUUCUUGCAAAUGGAAGGGCUGUAAUACCACCUGUGCAAAACGAGACCACAUUACUAGUCACCUACGAGUCCAUACCCCUCUGAAACCACAUGUUUGCGAAAUAUGUCAAAAGACCUUCAAGCGCCCGCAGGACCUCAAGAAACAUGAAAAGAUCCAU
Messenger RNA from Cantharellus anzutake, 207 nucleotides. RefSeq lists its product as uncharacterized. Gene Ontology annotation, biological process: positive regulation of transcription by RNA polymerase II. The transcript has 2 exons. Gene Ontology annotation, cellular component: nucleus. The annotation marks the transcript as partial. NCBI's taxonomy places the organism in Eukaryota, Fungi, Basidiomycota, Agaricomycetes, Cantharellales, Hydnaceae. The record is from RefSeq and is a predicted model, not a curated record.